GUCAGCGGCGUAAUCCUGCCGUCGCUCUCGGUUUCCCUGCUGCGGCCAUGAGACGCGUCGCCUUCGCCCCAGGUUGGGGGGUUGCCCCGCUCCGGCCCUUCUCGCCUCUCUGCCUUCUCCUCCUCCUCCUCCUGCUGCUGCUUUUCCCCGGUCAGGAGGGAGGCAGCGCCGGGGUAGCGGCCCAGGGCGACUUCAAUUAUCACGAGCUGUGCCGUUUUACUUGGCAAGCUGUUGAUCCUGGUAAAGUACACUAUAAGAUCAAUCUCUGUGGUAAUACCGAAGGUUGUGGAAAAUCCAGUACUGUUUGUGCACAUAACCUAAAAAGUAAAUCUAAUUUCUCAGUAGGUGACACUUCACUGAUGAAAAGUUCUAAACUGCUUUUGGAGUUCAACACUACCCAGGCUUGUUCACAACAAGGUGCUCAGCACACAUUACAAAGCAGCAUCAAUUUCUAUUGUGGAAAGAGUCUAGGUUCCCCAGAAUUUGUGACUUCGACUGAAUGCGUGCACUACUUUGAGUGGAAAACGUUUCUUGCUUGCAAAAAGGAUUUGUUCAAAUCAACAGGAGAGGUGCCCUGCUAUGUAUUUGAUGAAGACUUGAAGAAACGUGAUUUGAACCCAUUGAUUUUGACUUCUGGUGGCUACUUGGUAGAGGACUCGGAUGAGGACGUGGAGCUGUACAUCAAUAUCUGUAGAAACAUAGGGAAGUCAUCUGGUAAAGACAAGAAUUGUCCUGAUGACAGUGCAGCGUGUCUGUUGAAAGGUAGCGAUGCAUUUGACCUGGGGCAUCCUAAAGAAUCACUCCAAAAGCUUGAUAAAGACAGGCUUUUGCUGAGGUAUGAAACAAAAUUUGAAAAUAGCGACAAGAGGCCAGACUUCUGUGACGACCAUGAUCCGGCAGUGACGAUUACUUUUGUGUGCCCACAGGGAAGGAGAAGAGAGGACACACAGCCCAGGCUCACUGCUCAAAGCAACUGCCGGUAUGAGAUUGAAUGGGUCACAGAGUCUGCCUGUCAACGGGACUACUUAGAGAGUAACAACUGCGUUCUGACCAAUGAACAGCAUGGUAUUUAUGUGAAUUUGACAGCCCUCCAACAACCUCCAGAUGCUGUGUCACCUUACAUUGCUAAGCACAAUGAAGAGUAUCACUAUUACCUGAACGUAUGUGGGAAAACAACUGGAGGUAGCUGCAAUGAUGAAUAUGUUUCAUCCUGCCAAUUCAAACCUCAAAAUAAACAGCACAAAGUGGCAGGAAGGUUUGCCAAUCAAACCCUCAGGUAUUCUGAUGGGGACCUCAUUCUAACCUAUCCUGGAGGAGAUACUUGCAGCUCUGGUUUCCAGCGAAUGACUGUCAUAAACUUUGAAUGCAAUCAAACAGCAGACAACGAUGGCAAAGGAAAGCCAGAAUUUGCAGUUGAAACGGACUGCUCGUAUUACUUCACCUGGCAGACCAAAUAUGCGUGUGUUGGAGAAAAGGAAGAUAUUCCUUGCAUGGUUGCUGAUGAGAAGAAACGCUAUGACUUGACACCGCUGAUUCGUCAUUCUGAUUUGGAGCAGAAUUGGGAAGCUGUAGAUGGUAACCUCAUUGAAGAAGAAAAGAAACAUUUUUUCAUAAAUGUCUGUCACAAAGUACUUCAAAAGGGAGACGCAAUGAACUGUGCAAAAGAAGCAUCUGUUUGCUCUGUUGGAAAAGACAAUAGUACGACAAAUCUUGGGACUUUUAUGUCUGCUCCCACAAAAGUUGGGGAGAAUAUUCAGCUUCUUUAUUCAGAUGGUGACAAAUGUGGACUAAACAAGAAAACUGAAACAAAGAUACUCCUUGUAUGCAAGCCUGGUGACCUGGAAAGUGCUCCUAUUUUGAUUAACUCUAGUCCUGAUGGUUGCUUGUAUGAGUUUGAAUGGCAUACGGCUGCCGCCUGUGUCCUGUCUAAAACGAAAGGGAACAACUGCAGGGUUUCUGAUUCUCAAGCAGGGGUUUAUUUUGACUUAUCGCCACUGAUGAAUGUGACCUAUACAAUAAAUACAACUAGCUAUACCUUCUACAUCAGUAUUUGUAGCAAUGUGUCGAACACAUCGUGUGAGUUGCAGUCUGCAGCAUGUCAAGUAAAGAAAAAUGGUCAAGAUAAAUGGAGUCUGGGAAUGCCCAGCUCUGAACUCACCUAUUAUGAUGGAAUGAUUCAGUUGAACUAUCAAAAUGGUACACCUUACAAUGAUAAGAAACAAACACCGCGGUCUACCCAUAUAACCUUCCUGUGUGAUCGUGAUGCAGGCACAGGUUUACCUGAAUAUCAGGAAGAAGGCAACUUUACCUACAACUUCAAGUGGUACACGCAGUAUGCCUGUCCAGAGAUGCCCACAGAAUGUGUUGUAACAGAUCCUCAUACCAUGGAGCAAUAUGAUCUUUCAAGUUUAUCAUUAUCUGGAGACAGAAAGCAAAAUUGGUUUGCAAUGGACAACUCUGACCAGGAUGCACUAAAAAAAUACUACAUAAAUGUCUGCCGGCCUUUGAACCCCAUCCCAGGCUGUAACAUGCGGGCAUCGGUCUGUGAAAUGACGUACAAGAAAGGAGUGGGUACGGGCUCCCUUGAAAUUUCCAACAGUAACCUUGGGAUUGCCAGCGAAGGCCCAUUUAUCGAAGGGCACGGCAGCAUCCUUCUAAACUACACAGAUGGCUCUCUAUGCACCAGGGCGGAUGGCAAGACUGUGCCUUUCUCAAGCCUCAUCCAUCUUACCUGCUCCACGGGCACUCUUAAUAGCAGCCCGAGAUUCGCAGAGAUAAAAGAGUGCGUUGCAUCGUUUCUGUGGGAAACUGAAGCUGCCUGUCCAGUUACAACAACAAAAGGCGAAUCUCAGACCUGCUCUGUAAAGGAUCCCAAUACUGGCUUUCUGUUUAACCUGAAACCGUUAGCGUCGGAAGAAGGCUACUUAGUCAAGGGAAUUAAGAAGAGUUACAUGAUAAAUAUUUGUGGACCAGCAAGAAAUUGCGAGGCAAAGGAUAAGCCAGAUGACUCAAUUGGUGGGUGUGAAACGACUGAUCUGAGUCACAUUCCUUUGGUGAAACUGAACAAAACUCUUACACUCUCUACAGAAGGAUAUCUGUCUCUUACUUACACAGGACCUAAUGAUACUUUCACAGUUACCUUUAUCUGCAGUAAAGCCUAUCAUCAAGAACCCACAUUUGUGCAUGAAGAGGUGAAUUCAGCACUGAAUAUUAAUCAUACUUUCUUUGAGUUUCGCACACCUUUAGCCUGCCCACCUGCUCCAGUUGCCUGCCAAGUCACAGAUUCUGCUGGCAAUGAGUAUGACCUGAGAGACUUAAGCAGAGUGAGCGAACCUUGGAUUGCCUUGGAUACGUCAAAAGAUGCAAAAACGCGAACUUUUUAUCUCAGCGUUUGCAAACCCCUUCCGCCCAUACCAGGGUGCCCUGGUGGUAUAAUAGGAUCUUGUGUGAAAUAUGCUGAUAAGGGCCAGAGUCUUGGUAUGAUUCAGAUAAGUCCUCAAGCUGCCACGGAUGGGUCCAUUAGCAUUGUGUACUCAAGUGGGGAGAAAUGCAAAGAUAACCAGCAGUACUCAACACGGAUCAUCUUCCUCUGCGAUCAAGCUACAGGGUCACCAGUGUUCCAACAUGAAGAGGAUUGUGAGUUUGUGUUUCUUUGGAGAACGCUAGCAGCUUGCCCUGUGCGCAGAGCAGAAGGUGACAACUGUCAAGUGAAAGAUCCAAGGUACGAUCAUGUGUAUGACUUGACAUCGCUUCGUGGGAAGGAUAUCCAAGUAAGCACUGAUGAAUAUGACUACUACUUCAGAGUCUGUGAUGGGCUACCUACGGGAAAAUGCAACCAACCAAAGCAAGAUUCAGAUGUUGUGUCUUCAUGCCAAAUCAAGAAGAAAGACACCACUUUUAAAAAGAUAGCAGGUUUGCAUACUACAAAGCUGACUUAUGAAAAUGGAUUUAUCAAAAUUAACUACACCAAUGGGGAGACAUGCCACAAGAUAUAUAAGCGGUCCACAGCCAUAUUUUUCUAUUGUGAUCCUAAUCCAAAAUUGGAGCCUGUAUUUCUGAAGGAAACUGAGGAUUGCACCUAUAUGUUCGAAUGGAACACUCCUUUGGCGUGCCCACCUUUCAAAUCUAUCGAAUGCUCCUAUAAAGACAAUACUGGCAAAUCUUAUGAUCUCUCUCCUCUGACACGACAUAAGGAAAACUGGGAAGCCAUUUCAGGAACUACAUCUACAGAGAAAUAUUACAUCAAUAUAUGUAAAUCUUUAGUGCCACAUAAAGGAGCCGAUUUUUGUCCACCAGAUGCUGCAGCCUGCCUGAAGGAUGGACCUAAAUAUAUAAACUUGGGUGAAGUGGCAGAAGGACUCGAACGGCAAAAUCAAGUUUUUGUUCUUAAAUACAUCAAUGGAGACAAGUGUCCAGACCAGAUCCGGAAGAAAUCUACAAUCAUCCGCUUCAAGUGUGAUGAAAACAGAGUUAACUCCAAGCCAGAAUUAAUAACAGCCAUUGAAGAUUGCGAGUACGUUUUUAUGUGGUUCACAGCGGCGGCAUGUCCUCUGAAAAGCAACGUGCACAACAAUUGCACAGUAUCUAACCCUCGCACAGGCCACCACUUUGACCUUAAUUCUCUAAAGAGGCAGGAUGGCUACGCUGUGUCUGACUUCAGAAACCGCAGAACUCUCCGGUUAAGUGUGUGUGAUGAUGAAGCCAGAAGUCGAUGUGGUAGUGGAGUUGGUGUCUGCAUCACUAAUGCACCACCCGUUAAUGCUGGAAGACUGAGCAAAACAUUAACUUACGAAGAUGAAGUUUUGAAACUUGUCUAUGGAGGAGGAGAUUCCUGCCCUGCAGAUCCACGGUUGAAUUACACAAGCUAUAUCAGCUUUGUGUGCAGGUCUGAUGUGGGGCCUGGUAGCCAGCCAUUCCUGUUAUCAUUUGAUGAGGCGACUUGUGCUUACUAUUUCUCUUGGCACACUGCUUUAGCCUGUGAAGAAGAGAGUGCGGUGGAAUGCUCAGUUACAAAUGGCAGCACAAUCAUUGACCUCUCUGCUUUGAACCAUCAAGUGGAUUCCUACAAGGCAUUUGAUGACUCGUCUGACCUUACUCCAGACUUCUAUAUAAGCAUUUGCCAGCCCCUGAAUUCCAUCAAAGAUGUUAACUGUCCCCCUGGAGUAGCUGUCUGCAUGGUCCCAGUGACUGCUCCUCCUGUGGAUAUUGGCCGCAUCACUGCACCUCCCAAGCUCAACACUGCAACGAAUGAAGUGUAUAUUGCUUUUAACAGUACCACUCCAUGUCCAGACGAUAAAAGCCUCAACUAUUCCUCUCUCAUUGUGUUUCAUUGCAACAGAGGAGAAAAUUUGGGGAAGCCCAAAAUGAUAGAGCAGACCACCUGCGAAUACAUAUUUGAAUGGAGCACUCCAGUUGUAUGCCCUGAUAAAGUGGCUGUUUCGGGCUGCUCAGUGACGGAUGAGCAGUUGCACUACUCUUUCAACCUAUCCAGCCUUUCUGGAAAGUCUUACCAGGUCUCAUCUGGGUACCAGUUUUACAGUCUAGGGGUGUGUUCUGGAGCAGCAGCGGUGCCCCAAGGAAAAUGCAAAGAUGCAGCCGUAUGCCUGGCCUCUGGCAACAGUGCUAUUUCGUUUGGCAACAGAAAGGCAAUGAAAAUGGAUUACCGGCAUCAAGAGGAAGCUGUUAUUCUGCAGUAUAAGGGUGGUGAUGCGUGCCCUCAAGUGACUGAAAUGGGUGAGCUUUGUGUCUUCCCUUUCCAACACAAGGGUAAAAGUUAUGACACGUGCACUACAGAGGGGCAAGAGAAGUUGUGGUGUGCCACUACUGAUAACUUGGAGAGAGACAAAAAAUGGGGCUUCUGCGUAAGUGGAUCGGGGUACCGGGAAUCGACUAUUAUUUUCAAGUGUGACGACAGCGCUGGUGAUGGGAACCCUCAGCUCUUGAGCGAGACACUUGGCUGUGCUGUAACAUUUGAAUGGAAAACACAAGUUGUGUGUCCACCAAGGAAAAUGGAAUGCAAGUUUGUUCAAAACCACAAAACCUAUGAUUUGAGGAUGCUUUCCUCCCUCACAGGAUCGUGGAUCUUCCCCGACAAGGAUAGCUCUUACUACAUGAAUCUCUGUCAGAGAGUCCAUGGAGGACCCUCAGGUUGCCCCGAACGGGCAAGUGUUUGCCGGAAAAAUCGCAGCGGGGCUGUGCAAGUUCUGGGAUUAGUACAUACGCAGAAACUUAAUGUGACAGCAGAUGGUAAAAUUCUUGUCAGUUACUCCAAUGGCCAUGAAUGUCCACAGAGGAACAAAACAGCAGCUACCGUGAUAGAACUGAAAUGUGGAAAAACAGUUGGCAUGCCAAAAUUCAGUAGGAUUGAUGAAGAAAAUUGCGCCUAUUACGUCACGUGGGAAACUCGGGCUGCUUGUGCCAUAAAGCCCCAAGAAGUAAGAAUAAAUAAUGGCACGAUUAUAAAUCCAGCAACAGGAAAGAAUUUCAGUUUGGGUGACAUUUAUUACAAACUGUACAAUGCUUCUGGUGAUAUCAGAACAAAUGGUGAUACCUACAUUUAUGAGAUUCAACUUUCUGCUAUCACUGAUUCAAAGCAUCCGAAAUGCUUGACAGCCAGCAUAUGCCAGGUUAAAACAUCAGGUUCCUAUUUUCGGAAAAUUGCAUCUUCUAGCAAUGCUAAAUACUAUAUUCAAGAUGAUGAUUUGGAUGUUGUGUUCUCCUCCGACUCCAAAUGUGGCAGAGACCAAACAAAGACUGUGUCCUCCACUAUUUUCUUCCAGUGCAGUCAGCAGGCCAAAGAAGGCAUACCUGAAUUCCUCCAUGAGUCAUCAGACUGCCAGUACUUGUUUACCUGGUACACCUCUGCAGUCUGUCCUUUGGUAAGCUCUGAGACUACAAAUGACAAAACAUACGUGGAAGAUAAUUUCCAUAAAGGCCUCUCAGGAAGAAGCCAAGCGGUCGGUGCGCUACUGAGUUUGCUCCUUGUGGUUCUCACAGUUUGCCUGGUGGUCCUGUUGCUUUACAAAAAGGAAAGGAGAGAGACUAUGAAGCAAAGAAUAGCCAACUGCUGUCGGAGAACUUCAAGUGUUUCCUAUAAGUAUACAAAGAUAAACACAGAAGAAGUGAACGAAGCUGAAACAGAAUGGCUCAUGGAAGAAGUUGCUGCGCCGAAUCAGAAGUUGGGAAACGAAGGGCAAGAAAACGGCCACAUCACCAGUAAAGCCGUGAAACCAAGCGCCCUCACGUCCUUCCACAUAGAUGACGUGGACAGUGAGGAUGAAGUUCUAACCAUACCAGAGGUGAAGAUUCAUUCAGCCAGAGGCGCCCAGACGAGAGGCUCGGACACAAGUCAGCCUCCUCAUAGCAAGGCUCUCAAUCUUUCAAGCAGUGAUAAAGCUGGUCUGCUUAACGGCAGCAAGAAUAGCAAAGGCAGAAUCGCUUUUGGCCAACGGAAACUACAGAACUCAAUGAACAACACAGCCUCCUUCCAUGAUGAUAGCGAUGAGGACCUGUUGAACGUUUAACCUUCUAUUGUGCCUAGUCAAAAUUCCUUGUGUAUAUAUUAAGGUGGGACGACAAAACACUUCCAACCAAAUAUGAAGACUGUAGCUGCAGAUGCCUUUUGCAGGGAAAUGUUUCAAAGGGAAAGCAGGGGUGGGGAGAGAAAAGAAGGAUCGAGCCAAUGAUCUAUAUAAUGAUGACUAGAUUUCUAGCAUCCAGUCAGCCAACUGAACGAUGGUAAGGCUCCUCCUCAGCCAGAAGUUGCACUCUUCCCCUUCUGUAGAUGGUAGAGGCUACGCAACACUUUCCAAAGGUAGGAUCAGAUCUGAAUGAAGACCCCUCCGCUUCAAGAUGAGACUGGCGUUUUAACACUCUCCUUUAUAUUUAUUGCUCUCACUACUCAGGUUCACGGAAAUAAUGAUGAUGAUAAUAAUAACCGGCAACGUGUUCUUCCUGCAGGCAGGGUAUUUGUUCUACAGAUUCACAUGAAGCGGAGAUGAGGGGGUUCUCUGUAUGUUUGGUAGGUUGCUUUGAUGUACAUUUUGGAGCUGGUCUGUUAAACUCGCCUGUACAUUUGAUUCCUGUAUCCUAACUUAAAAUGGCUUGUUACGAUUUGAAAAGUGUUUUUUCCUGGAAAGUACGGACCUUUAUAGCUUUAGCCUUGGAACAGUGGCUGUUAUUUGCAUGAUAAGUCUUUUUUGGUAGCAAUCAUAUGAAGUCUUUCAUCAGUAUUUACAGAACUGUUGGUAAAACACCCCAGAGCUCCCCUGUAAGACUAGUGGAGCCGAACAAAGGGUGGAGCCAUUCCAGGUGGCCUUCUGCCCCUUUAAGAGCAGUGAGGAAGGCAGAUGUUCACUGCUGCAGCUCCAAUGGCUAACCAAAUGCCAUUGUGAUGAGAGAGAGAGAAAAGAACUUGGUACCUUUUUGAAAUGUGGUACUGCUUCAGGGGCUGUAAAAAGACUCCGUCCCUUCUGGAAGAAGCUCAUAACCAGACCAACAUGGAACUGAUUUAUUCCAGGCCACUUACAGACUUUCUGUAACAUCAGCUUCACUGCCCCCCAGAGAGAUUUAUGUCUGUUCUAAAGCCACAGGCCCACAAAAGCCUUAAUUGCACAGACACAUACUCUUCCUUUGGUACUAGGUGCGUUAACAACGAGAGUCGAAAAGAGCAUCCUUUGGGUACUAUCACUGUACAUUCCAGUAGCCAUUACAUGCUGGAGCCACGGUAAUUAAACAACCUUGUUGUCAAGACUGAACAAAGAGCUCCUCGCAGCACUUGACAUAUCUGCUCAAUGUUUUUAAGGGGCUCACAGGUGAUGAGUGAGUUUCUAUAGACAACGUACCAGUACUUGUGCUGGCCAGAAGCUCUUCCUUGUUUAUACCUUUUCCUAUUUGCAUUGGUUUCCUUAAGGUUGAUUUCCACUUGGGAACUGGAUUUAAUGUAACAAAGGUGUUCAAACAAUUUCAAUAAAAGCUGAAUUAUGUUUCCCUAGGAA
Molecule: messenger RNA, 8996 nt
Organism: Elgaria multicarinata webbii
Lineage: Eukaryota; Metazoa; Chordata; Lepidosauria; Squamata; Anguidae
Gene: IGF2R
Product: insulin like growth factor 2 receptor
Exons: 48
Coding region: 48-7523 (2491 amino acids)
Biological process (GO): lysosomal transport
Cellular component (GO): plasma membrane; late endosome
Molecular function (GO): insulin-like growth factor binding; signaling receptor activity; D-mannose binding
Source: RefSeq, a predicted model, not a curated record